GUAAGCUGCGAACAGGAGGCAGCAGGGCGCAUGCGCCGUGUAGUUGACACGUCGGAAGGCACUCUAGGGAGAUCUGGGCUGUGUCCUGUGUUCUUGAUAAAUAUUGAUAUUUAUACAUAAACCACAAUGCCGCUGCGUUUAGAUGUAAAGCGGAAGCUAACAGCACGGUCUGAUCGUGUAAAAUCGGUUGACCUCCAUCCAACAGAACCAUGGAUGUUGGCUUCGCUCUAUAAUGGCAAUGUUCAUGUUUGGAAUAUUGAGAGCCAACAGCUUGUUAAAAGUUUCGAGGUAUGUGAUCUUCCAGUCAGAGCAUCAAAAUUUGUGGCUCGCAAAAAUUGGGUCGUGACUGGCUCAGAUGAUAUGCAAGUACGUGUGUUCAAUUACAACACACUUGAACGUGUUCACCAGUUUGAGGCUCACUCGGACUAUGUUAGAUGUAUUGCUGUUCAUCCAACUCAGCCAUUCAUCUUGACUUGCAGUGAUGACAUGACAAUAAAGCUGUGGAAUUGGGACAAGAAGUGGUCUUGUCAGCAAGUGUUUGAAGGACAUUCACAUUAUGUCAUGCAGAUUGUCAUCAAUCCCAAGGACAACAACACUUUUGCUUCUGCAUCACUGGACCGUACUGUUAAGGUGUGGCAGCUAGGCUCAUCGCAGCCCAACUUUACUCUUGAGGGUCAUCAGAGAGGAGUAAACUGUGUUGAUUAUUAUCAUGGCGGUGACAAGCCAUACCUCAUCUCCGGUGCAGAUGACAGUCUUGUCAAGAUCUGGGAUUACCAAAACAAGACGUGUGUGCAGACACUGGAGGGACACUCGCAGAAUGUUUCAUCAGUGUCAUUUCACCCGGAGCUGCCCAUUAUCCUGACGGGUUCCGAGGACUGCACAGUGAGAGUGUGGCAUGCCAACACUUACCGCCUGGAGAACACCCUCAACUAUGGCUUGGACCGAGUGUGGUGUAUCUGUGCUCUAAAAGGAUCCAAUAAUGUUUGCUUUGGUUAUGAUGAGGGAAGUGUAAUGGUGAAGCUCGGACGUGAAGAACCAGCCAUGUCAAUGGAUGUUAGUGGCAAGAUUGUUUGGGCUCGCCAUUCUGAGAUCCAGCAGGCAAAUCUAAAGGCUAUGGGCGAUGCAGAAGCCCAGGAUGGAGAACGACUGCCUCUAGCAGUUAAGGAUCUAGGUGCAUGCGAUAUAUAUCCUCAAACCAUUGCACAUAAUCCUAAUGGAAGGUUUGUGGUGGUGUGUGGUGAUGGAGAGUAUAUCAUCUACACUGCUAUGGCUCUGAGAAAUAAGGCAUUUGGUCCUGCCCUGGAAUUUGUGUGGGCACUGGAUUCUUCUGAAUAUGCCAUUAGAGAGUCCAACUUUAGUGUCAAACUCUUCAAAAACUUCAAGGAGAAAAAGUCUUUCAAGCCAGACUUUGGGUGUGAAGCUAUAUAUGGUGGCUAUCUUCUGGGAUGUCGCUCCAGCACAACAGGUCUUGCAUUUUAUGAUUGGGAAACUCAAGAACUGGUGCGACGGAUUGAGACCCAGCCUCGCCAAGUAUUUUGGUCGGAAAAUGGUGAUUACGUCUGCAUUGCUACGGAUGAAAACUACUUCAUUCUCAAAUACUGUGCUGAUGCUGUUACAAAUGCAAGAGAAAAUAAAGAAGGCCUGACAGAGGAUGGUAUUGAAGAUGCAUUUGAUCUUGUUGGUGAGGUUCAAGAAAUUGUGAAGACAGGGAAGUGGGUUGGCGACUGUUUUAUUUACACCAACUCGGUGAACAGACUAAAUUAUUAUGUUGGUGGUGAGAUUGUUACAAUAGCUCAUCUGGAUAGGACUUUGUACCUAAUUGGCUACAUUCCUAAAGACAACAGAUUGUAUCUUGGUGACAAAGAGCUAAAUGUUGUGUCCUACGAAUUACUGGUGUCUGUUCUGGAGUACCAGACUGCCGUUAUGCGACGUGACUUUGAUACUGCUGAUCGUGUACUUUCCACAAUACCUCCUGCUCACCGAACACGUGUGGCUCAUUUCUUGGAAAAGCAAGGUUUCAAGAAACAAGCUCUUGCUGUAUCUACAGACCCAGAGCACAAAUUUGAUCUAGCCUUGAGUUUGGGUGAAUUAGACGUGUGUCAUCAGCUGGCAAUAGAAGCAGGCUCGGAGCAUAAGUGGCGACUAGUGGCAGACCUGGCCCAGCAGCGAGGUGAUUUACAAACUGCACAGACUUGCCUUCUUCGUGCUCAUGAUUACCCAGGAUUAUUGUUACAAGCUACAGCCUCUGGUAAUGCAACAUUAAUUCGAGAAGUGGGCAAAGAAGCUGAGGGCCAGGGCCGAAACAAUGUGGCAUUCCUUUCUCACUUUCUCACUGGAAAUCUUAAGGAAUGUCUAGAGUUACUCAUAAAGACCAACAGAGUUCCUGAGGCAGCAUUUUUUGCAAGAACCUAUUUACCAAGUGAAAUGUCUCGUGUUGUGGGCUUGUGGAAAGCAGCAGCUGGGGAGAAGAUUGGGCAGAGUUUGGCAGAUCCAGCACAGUAUGACAACUUGUUCCCAGGCCUCAAAGAUGUGGUGAAGACUCAGCGGUUCCUCGAAAAGCAGUCACGUCCCAUUCCUGCUGCAUCAGCUGCUUCUGUUCCUGGUAAUCAUGAACGUAAUCCUUUAGAAGAGAUGCGUGCAGCUGAAGCAGCGGGAACUUUCGUAUAUGUAGCACCAGAUGAAGAUUCAGAGUUUGUUGAUGCUCCACAGCAGCCACCAGCACCAAGUAUACAAAAUCUACCAGAAGAUGAACCAAUGAAUCCCUCUGCCUCUUCUGAAACACAUACUGCUGCUUUAUUCUCUCUCAUGUCAUCACCACCGCAACACUCUGCCGUCUCUCGGGAAUUGCUCCUGCCUACACAUGCUAUGCCAGCCCCAUCUGUCUCUCCUGGUCCAGAUUUGAUUAACGAAGAAAUCCUAGCAAGAAUUGGCCAAGAGCAUGAUGGUGAAGAUCAGUAUAUUUCAAAGACAAACAGAAAAAUAGAUAAAAUGAAUGAUGGAAGUCCUUUACGUGAGGAUAAUACUCAUACUUUUAAUGUUGAGGAUGAUGAGACUGUAUUGAAACUAGAAGAGAGUGAAACAGGAUACAAGGAUAAUUCUGAUAUCUUGGUGGCAGAAGACAGCAACAUGCCAUUACCUGACGAUGAUAUCUUUGUUUCGGAAAAUGAUAAUGAUGUCCCAGUAGCAGAAAACAAAGAGAGGUUCCUAGUAUUGGAAGAAGAGAGAGAGGUUGGAGCAGCUGCAGCAUCAGCAUCCAGUUCUGUAGUCCAUUCGAGGAACCUAUUAGGAUGGGAUGAAGACGAAGUGGAAGACUGGGGUUUGGAGCAAAUGAAAGAUACGCUAGUUCGGCAAGCUGUGUUUGACAGUCGCUUUGAAGAUGUUACUCUUCAGCAACAAGUUGAAAACUGGACCCCAAAAUCCUAUGAGGGAAGCCCCCCAUUGAUUGACUUCGCCUUUAAGGAGGUACAAGCUUUAUCCUCCCCUGGAUUGAUCUUAGGCAUGGCUGAAUCUAGAGCAGGCACCUUGGUGAGAACUGAGCAAGAUUCUCCAUGGCAGCAACUUGAGUUAAGCGUAACUUCAGUAGAUAGAGAGAGAGAGAACUAUAUAAUUCAGAGCGAGAUGCAGAAUUUAGGUGCAAGUGCUAGACCAACAAUAGACCAAGCACAGCUGGAACGUGAAUUGGAACUGGAUCUUGAAAAAGUACGCAUUGAGGACAACAUUGACCCUAAUGAUCUGAAUCUGGAUGAAGAGGAGCUGCUAGCCGAUUAAGUGAUAAGAUUGUCCAAUAGUUUUUGUUAAAAGUACAUAGUAUCUACAUUAGUUUUUGUUACCGCAAGUACAUAGUAUCUCCAUUAGGUUUUUGUUAUUGCAAGGACAUGGUGUAUAUAGAAAGAUUUCCACACAGUUCACUAUUUUGGUUGACUUGAAUUUAUUGUUGUAUUUAGUCUUAAACCAGGAAUGGAUGCAUUUUAUUCAUAAUGUUUGUGUGUAUUUUCUGUGCUAUCAGGAAAUUUCUUGAAAAUGAGUCAGACAGUGGUUAAGAAUAUAAUUAUUAUUAGAUAAAUGGACAUUAUGUAGUUAUGUAGUGUUGAAUAUUUUCUAUUGUUUUUAAAGUGAACUUAUCAUGAGCAAAUUUACAUUCUAAAUUUAUUUAUGAAAUUAAAUCUUAAGAGCCUUCCUAUACUUUUGUACAUUCAGAAAAUGGGAAAUAAAUUUAUCAGUACA
This is a messenger RNA of Procambarus clarkii (red swamp crayfish), 4224 nucleotides long. RefSeq names its product coatomer subunit beta' (gene beta'COP). The record is from RefSeq and is a predicted model, not a curated record. Gene Ontology annotation, molecular function: structural molecule activity; protein binding. Gene Ontology annotation, cellular component: COPI vesicle coat. Gene Ontology annotation, biological process: endoplasmic reticulum to Golgi vesicle-mediated transport; intracellular protein transport; intra-Golgi vesicle-mediated transport. NCBI's taxonomy places the organism in Eukaryota, Metazoa, Arthropoda, Malacostraca, Decapoda, Cambaridae.